UCGUAAAUAGUUGUACAAUUUUUUUUUGUCCAAACAUGUUUAUUGAUGGCGUUUGGACUAGAAAACUAAUUGAUUUUCUUUCGUUUUUUGUUUAAUAUUGUUUUGUUUUGUUUUUCUUGAAUGUCAAAAGUUUUGAAGGAAAAUAAAAAAAAGGAGAUGAAGGUCGAAACACUUACUCUUGUGCUAGUAAAUUUAGCAGGCAUAAUGGAAAAAGCAGAUGAGUCUUUGUUACCAGGUGUCUAUAAAGAAGUUGGAGAUGCACUCCACACGGACCCAACUGGUUUGGGUUCGCUCACGCUUUUCCGGUCCAUGGUCCAGUCCCUGUGCUAUCCUCUAGCAGCCUAUCUAGCAGCACGCCACAACCGCGCCCAUGUUAUCGCCUAUGGCGCUUUUCUCUGGGCUGCAGCUACAUUUCUCGUCGCUUUCUCCACAACUUUCUUUCAGGUGGCAGUAUCAAGAGCUUUAAAUGGGAUUGGACUAGCCAUAGUUGCACCUGCUAUUCAAUCACUAGUAGCUGACUCAAGCGAUGAAAGCAAUCGCGGAGUGGCAUUUGGAUGGCUGCAAUUUACCAGCAACAUUGGUUCACUUGUUGGUGGAUAUGUUUCCUUAUUGAUAGCGCCCAUUACAUUUAUGAGAAUUCCUGGUUGGAGACUUUCUUUUCAUCUUGUUGGUAUAAUCAGUGUCCUUGUUGGUAUUCUAGUUCGCGUAUUUGCAAAUGAUCCUCAUUUCCCAGAUGGUAGUUUGAAAGCUAAUAAAGUUCACGGAAAAUCCUUUAUAUCAGAAGUACAAGGUCUACUUCAAGAAGCAAAAUCAGUUGUAAAGAUUCCAUCUUUUCAGAUUAUUGUAGCUCAGGGUGUUAUGGGUUCAUUUCCCUGGUCAGCGUUGUCCUUCGCUCCAAUGUGGUUAGAGCUUACUGGAUUUUCUCAUGGGAAGACUGCAUUUCUUAUUAGCUUGUUUGUUGUUGGUGAUUCCAUUGGGGGAUUGUUUGGAGGCAAGAUGGGAGAUAUCUUAUCGCAGCAUCUACCAAAUAGUGGCAGGAUAAUUUUGGCACAAAUAAGCUCAGGAUCAGCUAUCCCACUUGCAGCAAUUCUUCUGCUGUCUUUGCCUGGUGAUCCUUCUUCAAUGUUUUUGCAUGGUUUGGUCUUCUUUGUGUCAGGAUUUUGCAUAUCAUGGACUGCACCAGCUACAAACAAUCCAAUUUUUGCAGAGAUAGUACCCGAGCAGUCACGAACAAGUGUCUAUGCUCUGGACCGAUCUUUUGAAUCUGUAUUAUCAUCAUUUGCUCCUCCUGUUGUUGGACUACUGUCUCAGAAUGUUUAUGGUUAUAUACCAGUUGCUCAAGGUGCUGAAAGUAUUGCUACAGACAGAGAAAACGCAACAUCUUUGGCAAAGGCAUUGUUCACUGCAAUAGGAACUCCAAUGGCACUAUGUUGUGUUAUUUACUCUUUUCUGUAUUGCACCUAUCCAAGGGAUAAGGAGAGGGCUCAAAUGGAAGCUUUGAUUGAAUCCGAGAUGCAACUCUUAGCAUUGGAUGCAUCAUCUGUAAGUGGAGAAUAUUCACUAGUUAAGUCAAUCGAAAUUCAAGAGAGUUAUGUUGAUGAAAAAACAACGAUUGAUGAAGUGGUCUAUAGUGAGAAUGGACUUGAUUUUGAGGAUGGUGAUGACAAAACAUUAAUCUACCGUCGCCCAACAAUUUCCAAAUUUGCUGAAUAGCAGUUAUUCAACUGAGCAGCAAACCCCACAAAACUGAUAGAUAAGUUGACAUUAAUAGCAGGUCUAAUUCUGCGAUAAAGGAGCUAUGUACCAAACAAAUAGUGUAGAAUAGAAUGACAAUUCAAUUAGCAUGUACAACCAGAAUGCAGAAUUUAGCAUGCAAUACAGAAUUGUUGAUGAAUA
Nicotiana tabacum (common tobacco) is the source of this 1896-nucleotide messenger RNA. RefSeq lists its product as uncharacterized. Gene Ontology annotation, cellular component: membrane. NCBI's taxonomy places the organism in Eukaryota, Viridiplantae, Streptophyta, Magnoliopsida, Solanales, Solanaceae. Gene Ontology annotation, molecular function: transmembrane transporter activity. The record is from RefSeq and is a predicted model, not a curated record. Gene Ontology annotation, biological process: transmembrane transport.